AUGCUGGCUAUUAUUAUUAAUAUUUUAAAAAUUAUUAAAGCAAGUAAUAAUCUUGAUGAUGAACUAAUCAUUACAAAUAUUAAAGAAGAAAUAAUUUCUUUAGUUGAUAGAAAAAUGAAGAAUAAAGAUUUCGUUACCCUUGAAAAUGUUGCCAAAGAUUUAUAUGCUUAUCUUGUAUUUAAUGAUGGUAGUAGCGAUAAAGUAGACAUAGAAAUUUGUCAUGUUUAUGAAGAGUGCAAAGUUUUUAAUGAUUUUUCCUGGACAUCUGGCGAACUUACUGUUAAUGAUCCAAAUUUACUUAAUAUUUUUAAUUUCUUUAAAAGAUAUAACGUUGAAAGAGUUUUUCUAAAAGUUGUUCGCCACUCUUUAUAUACUUUUGUAGGUGAAAAAUAUCGUCCUGGUCUUGAAAGUCUUCUGAAUCAACUUUCUGAGCAAAAUGGUGGUCCAAAAUUUGUUUAUGAUGCAGUUUACGGUUAUCGUAGAUAUAUUCAUCAUAACAUAAGAUGUGUUAAUCCAAAUUGUGUUAAUUUUGUAGGCCACGGUCAGGGUUUUAAAAGAUUUGAUUUUCGCAUUACUAGCGAUAAUAGAACGGGUUAUAUAUUUACUAUCGAUUUGGAGCAGCUUUAUUUUUUUGAAUUUUUAGAAAAAAAAGUCAAAUUAUUGUUUAAUGACCAUUGGAGAAUAGUGUAUAAAUUUUUGACCAAUUUUGAUUUAAUUAAAUCUAGAAAUUUUCAAAGCUUAAUUGAGAAGAUACCACGCUUUUAUUUUACAUUAGAAUAUGUAAAAGAUUGUGGUCUUUUAUCUUUUAUUGUGUUUGGCCAUAAAAGUGUGACUUUUUACGAGGAAGCUGUAUAUACGUAUGAUGUAAGCGAUAAAGAUGCCUUUAAAAUAAGUUUUACCAUUUAUAAUGACUUAAAACUGUUAAGUUCAUAUAUUUUUUCAUUCUCUUAUAGGCGUAUUGAAGUCGAGAUAUUUACUUUAUUUUCUCUUUCUACUAAACCACUUUUCACUAACUUGGUAAAAAGAAUACUUUAUUCAAAGAUAUCAGCCAAAAAAAUCAUAUUUUUAGAAGCGCUUUAUUCCUUACGAAUUAUUACAAGAUCGGAGAUUAAUUGGACUUUAGCUUCCAUACCAGAUUUAACUCAAAAAUAUGUUUUCGUAAUCUUGGAUGAUUCUUACGUUACAAAAAUAGUUGAAUCUAUCAUGAAUAUUGAACUAAAAGACAGGACAUCUGUUAAUUACAUUAAUUUUUAUGCAAUUCUUUUUUUUGAAUUAGAAAUAUAUACAGAGGAGUGUGAAAGUGCUAAAGAUAAAACUUACCACCUACUUGAAAGUUAUUACAAAUUAUUAGAAAUAAAAGACGUUUGUAAAGGUGUUGAAGAUCGUUUUAAGACCACCGUAGCUAAUAUUUGUAAUACAUAUUAUGGAUUAGCGAAGAAUCUGAAUAUGUUAUACAAUAUAUAUUAUGAAAAUGAAGCUUCUUUUAAUGAAUACUAUCAUUUGGUUAAAAAAGUCUUGGAUGAUUUACUAAGAGAUAAAAAAUUUUUAGAAAAGUUUAGAAAUAAAAAAAACUUUUAA
Molecule: messenger RNA, 1578 nt
Organism: Vairimorpha ceranae
Lineage: Eukaryota; Fungi; Microsporidia; Nosematidae
Exons: 1
Coding region: 1-1578 (525 amino acids)
Source: RefSeq, a predicted model, not a curated record